Phytophthora nicotianae INRA-310 is the source of this 426-nucleotide messenger RNA. RefSeq lists its product as hypothetical. NCBI's taxonomy places the organism in Eukaryota, Oomycota, Peronosporomycetes, Peronosporales, Peronosporaceae. The coding region runs from base 1 to 426 and encodes 141 amino acids. The record is from RefSeq and is a predicted model, not a curated record. The transcript has 2 exons.
AUGGCAGUUACUUUUUGCCACCCGUGGCACUUGGCGACCCCAAGUCUCGCUGACAAGCAGACGAUAUGCGGCAAAGCUGCUGCUGAGCCAUGGUGGACAGUAACUGAGCUCGCAAAAUGGGCAACGCAAAAGUUUCAAGUCCCCGUCAAGCGCACCACUCUCCACGGCAGUCUCAAGCGCAAGCGCGACUAUACAUUCAUUCCAGGCACGCACUCUCUCCGCAAGCGGCUCUGCUCCUCCUCACAGCAGAGUGUUGAUGAGCUGCUCAUUCAGAAGAUCCAAGCCUACAAGGCAUGGCAUGAAAAUGCUACGAUCACGGGUGCUACCGUGAUCAGCAUAGCCUUGCGUGAAGGGGUGCAGUUGCCCAGCGGCAUGAAACCUAGCCGUGGGUGGCUGUACCCCUUCAAACAGCGAACUGGAUUAUGA